Messenger RNA from Mastomys coucha (southern multimammate mouse), 1734 nucleotides. It is a transcript of the gene Ifngr2, whose product is annotated as interferon gamma receptor 2. The transcript is spliced from 8 exons. Lineage: Eukaryota; Metazoa; Chordata; Mammalia; Rodentia; Muridae. Bases 327 to 1139 code for a protein of 270 amino acids. The record is from RefSeq and is a predicted model, not a curated record. Gene Ontology annotation, molecular function: protein binding.
GAGGAACACACUUAUUCAUAAUCCGUAGCCUGUGGGGUUAGGUUUUCUCUCCUCAGCGGUUUUCAACACAGCGAGUUGAAAAGGAUCCCCACAAGCCCUCCUCUUCUCACUUGACAUGCCAACUUCUGGAGCCACAGGCACAAGGCAAGGUGUCAGGACCCACGACUAACCCCUGAGAGAUAGAGACGUGAGGAUUUGAAGACCAAGGCCAGCUUCAACUACAGGCCUCAGAGACUCUUUCUCCCAGCUCGCUGCUCCUCUGAAGCCGAAGCUUCACCUGUACAAUGACGAGCAGAUUCUAACCUGGGAGCCAUCACCUUCCAGCGAUGACUCGAGACCAGUGCUCUACCAGCAUCGAUGGCUCUUGGCAUAUGUUGGAUAGGCUGAACUGUACGGACAUCAUAGAAACGAAGUGCGACUUCACAGGAGGCGGCCGCUUGGGUUUCCCACACUCCUGCACAGUCUUCCUGCGAGUGCGAGCCAAGCAAGGAAAUCGCAAUUCCGACUGGGUGAGGCUGGACCCGUUUCAACACUAUGAGAAUGUUACGGUUGGACCUCCAAAAAACAUCUCAGUGACCCCAGGAAGAGGCUCCCUUGUCAUACACUUCUCCCCUCCCUUUGAUGUGGUCCGGGAGGCAACUUUUCAGUAUCUUGUCCACUACUGGGAAAAGACAGGAACCCAACAGGUUGAAGGCCCUUUCAAGAGCAACUCCAUUGUGCUGGGUAAUUUGAAGCCAUUCAGAGUAUAUUGUUUACAAACUGAGGCACAACUGAUUUUGAAAAACAAAAAUAUCCGACGACGUGGGCUUUUGAGCAAUGUAUCUUGUCACGAAACAACAGCAGAUGCCUCCACCAGGCUGCAGCAAGUCAUCCUGAUCCCUGUGGGCAUCUUCAUAUUGCUGCUGGCACUGACAGGAGCCUGCUUCAUCCUGUUCCUCAAAUACCAAAGCCGGGUGAAAUACUGGUUUCAAGCUCCACCAAACAUCCCGGAACAAAUAAAAGAGUAUUUAAAGGACCCAGAUCAAUUCAUCUUGGAGACCUUGGACAAGGACAAUUCACCAAAGGAUGAUUCCUGGGACUCCGUGUCAAUCAUUUCUUCUCCAGAAAAGGAGCAAGAUGAUGUGCUCCAAACACCAUGAACCAGGCUACGGUCUCUGUUUGACCAGGAGGACAGUGAUCAAGGCAACUGCAAGAGACCCCCAGUGCCCUGGGGACAUCUGCCUCCAGGAGGCCCCAGGGCCUGAGGAAGAUGGUGUAUUGUUUAUUCUUUAUGAGUUUUCUGUAUCCUACAAGGAUCUAAAAGGAUUCCACAGAAAGAUAUCUCAGGAAAAAAAAAACACUUUCUCUUAAAACACUAAAAAGACAGUUACUCAUUACUGGCAACGUGGCUGUAAGCCUAUAAGGCACCGUGGCUGUUAGCCUAUGAAGCUUUCUUCAGUGUUAGCUACCCCGGCUAUCAGAAGACUGGCUCCUUGCCUUCACUCUGGAAAAUGAGUUGUCCCAGCCAUCCGUGCCUGUCACAAAAAGGGGCCCUUAGUGUCCCCUUCAUGACCAGUGUGAUGGCUUAAAUGUGACACCCCUGGGCUCAGUGCUUGCCUAGCAGGUACAAGCCCCGCCCCAGCACCUCAUGCACAAUGAAGUGACUAAUCUUGUAAAUACUGUCCUGAUAAUUUAAGUCUUUUUUUUUAAAUCUAGAAAUAAAAGAUUGUAUAUUAAACUUUUUUUAAAAGUCUA